Molecule: messenger RNA, 1200 nt
Organism: Humulus lupulus (European hop)
Lineage: Eukaryota; Viridiplantae; Streptophyta; Magnoliopsida; Rosales; Cannabaceae
Product: putative glucose-6-phosphate 1-epimerase
Exons: 10
Coding region: 90-1028 (312 amino acids)
Biological process (GO): carbohydrate metabolic process
Molecular function (GO): isomerase activity; carbohydrate binding
Source: RefSeq, a predicted model, not a curated record
UUCUAUCUAAGUAACGACCACGUAGAGAGAGAAUAUUGGGCGAAUCAUUGGCUGAAUUCUAACGCAGUGACUGAUCCAUUUGAAGAGAGAUGGCGAUGCUUUCUAUGCCCAUUUCACUCCCAACUCCGACCCGUUACUCCUUCCGGCGAGUUAACCGGUAUUCUGGUAUGGCUUUUGCAAGCUUGAGCAGUGAGACUACUUCUGUUGGAGUGAAGGUCACAGAAGGAGAAGGGAACUUGCCCAAAGUUGUCCUGACUUCUGCUCAGGGUAGUGAGGCUGAUAUAUAUUUAUAUGGUGGUUGCAUUACAUCUUGGAAAGUUCCAAAUGGCAAGGACCUCCUUUUUGUUAGACCAGAUGCUGUAUUCAAUAAGAAGAAACCAAUAAGUGGAGGUCUUCCCCAUUGUUUUCCGCAGUUUGGACCUGGUGAGAUACAGCAGCAUGGAUUUGCAAGAAAUAUGGAUUGGUCUGUCAUUGAUUCCGAAAGCGUCGAAGGAAAUCCUGUUGUAACUUUAGAGCUAAAGGAUGAGCCCUACAGUCGUUCCAUGUGGGAUUUCAGCUUUCAGGCUUUAUACAAGGUGAUUCUGAAAACAAACAGCCUUUCCACUGAACUUGUAAUUACAAAUACAGGCAACAAGCCAUUUUCAUUUAGUACAGCCCUGCACUCAUACUUCCGCGCUUCAGUCACAGGUGCAUCAGUUAGAGGUUUAAAAGGUUGCAAAACCCUCAAUAAAGAACCCGAUCCAAAGAAUCCAUUGGAGGGCAAAGAAGAAAGGGACGUGGUCACUUUUCCUGGAUUUGUAGAUUGCAUAUAUCUGGAUGCCCCUAAUGAGUUACACCUUGAUAAUGGCUUGGGGGAUACAAUAUCCAUUAAGAACACAAAUUGGACCGAUGCUGUGUUGUGGAACCCACAUCUACAGAUGGAAGCAUGCUACAAAGAUUUUGUCUGCGUAGAAAAUGCCAAGAUUGGAACCAAACAGUUGGAGCCUGGACAAUCUUGGACUGCUACACAGCUACUCAGCAUCGAGUGAAAUGUGCCAAUUUUGUAGAUAUAUGUCUUUGUUCUUUUUUUUUUCUUUUCAAAUAUAUAUUUUUCCCUUGAGCGUUUCAGCUAUAAAGAAAAUAAUGGGGUUGGCCAAGACCAUAACUUGUAUUUCUGUGUUAAAAUAAUCACAAUAAUGUAUCUCUUGUUUCAUACCUCCA